Lasiosphaeria miniovina is the source of this 639-nucleotide messenger RNA. RefSeq lists its product as uncharacterized. Lineage: Eukaryota; Fungi; Ascomycota; Sordariomycetes; Sordariales; Lasiosphaeriaceae. The record is from RefSeq and is a predicted model, not a curated record. The transcript is spliced from 6 exons. Bases 1 to 639 code for a protein of 212 amino acids.
AUGGCGGGCCACAUUUCCGCCGAUGCCGUCAUCAGUGUACUUGCUCCUUGCGAUACCUCGUGCGGUUACAUCGCCUGGACGCCGUCCUCCGACAGCCAGCCGCCGCUCAACGGCAACUCGCUCAAUGUUCCCGCCCUCGGGCUCGGACCGCUCUAUGACGAAGAGUCGGGAGAGUCGCCAAGCCCAUUGACCUUAGCACCAACUGGCCAGGCCACUGCCCGUUGGCUGGCACAAGCCACUAAGCCGCACUACGGCGCCACAACCCCACAAACUUUCACAAGCACACGCAGGACUGAGCCCCUGAGCAUCUUGUCCUUCCUAUCGGGCGCGGCUGGCGUCGGGUUUCUCAACCUGACCACGCCGGACGGGGCAAUCAUCGCCGGCUUCAACAAGACAAUGGUAGAAGUCUUUGCCUACCAGGCGGUCAUGAACACCUUCAACUCGUUCCUGCUCGGCGAUAUCUACGAUUCUAGGUUUCGGGGGUACCGUCAACUCCACCGUGGGCAUGACGGCGCUGCUAGGCACGAAAAAGGGGACUCUAUAGAAGGCCCCUCGCAAGACGUCCAUACUCCACGCCCUACUCUACCCCGAGCCGACACACCGGAACAUCGCGACGCACUAGAAGACAUCCACGCUUAG